GCGUGGCGGCGCGCAUCCCGUGAGGCUCCGCGGGGCAGCGGGGACGCGGCGGCGGGCCGAGCAUGUCGGAGAAGAAGCAGCCCGUGGACCUGGGGCUCCUGGAGGAGGACGACGAGUUCGAGGAGUUCCCGGCCGAAGAUUGGACGGGUUUAGAUGAAGACGAAGAUGCACAUGUCUGGGAAGACAAUUGGGAUGACGACAAUGUAGAGGAUGAUUUCUCCAAUCAGUUAAGAGCUGAACUAGAAAAACAUGGAUACAAGAUGGAAACCUCAUAGUUUUUGCUGAAUAUGGAAUAGUUUAACAUUGAACUGUGGAUAGACUAUAUUGAGAAGAAGAAAAAAUGGGAAACGAGAAGAAGCAUUUAGUUCAUUAUCUGCUUGGAUUUAUUAUUGUUUUGUAUGAAAAAUAAAGUUUUUAAUCUUCGCCUAGUUGUAUGUGCAACCUCUGCUAAAUUGAUAACUGUUUUGAUUCCAGAAUGCUGUGACAAUUCAUCAUCUUGCCCAUGAUGCUACCAAUGAUCUAUAAGCAGCUGCUGCUGCUGCUGCACUGAAGUCAUGGGGAACCAAAUGAAAGUUAUCAGAAUGAAACCCUUGAGCUCCUUCUUUUGUUGGGCAGGUGGAGAUGUCAAAAGAAAUAAAACACUAAUGUAUUCCARUUAAAAUACAACAGCAGUAAAAGAAAAUGGUUUUGGUGACAGAGUAAAGCUUAUUUUGCUUCAUGACUUAAUUUUCAUUAGUAAUUGUGUGUGGGUGCCGGUUUGAUAGCGUUGAAAAAUAAAGCCCAGUGUAAAAUGCAUUUUACAAGAGCAGAAACCCGCCUUCUCCAAUCUUGCCCUGUCAUUUCUCAAGCCUGUUAAAGAAGAGACCUCUGUGGAGGCGAGAAGAAAGUUCUGUGCUCAUGCUUAUUUAAUCCCAGGCUUCUCGGCUGAAAUUGCCUCCAAUUUGCCAGUUAUAGCAGCUCAUCUGUAGCGCGCAAACAUGCCUGCUGAGAACGGAAAUCAAACUUCCAACUCAUUUCAUGGAGGCCAACAAAUAGUUGCCAGAAAAAUGCAACGGUGAUGACUGGAUUCGAUUACUAUCUGAACUAGGAAASAGAAGGUGGAAAUUACCAAGCCCAUUACCGAUUCCAUGAAUUCUCUCCAAAGGAGCCGGUACAGCCGCUGUUCCCAAAGGCGCAGGGCCAUGGCUGGCCAGGGAAUGUAGGCCAUGAUUGCAAGUAAAAAAAAAUACUGAUUUGCUUCCUUUAUAAAGGGGCAAGUAUAGGUAUGAACUCAUGUGACAU
Molecule: messenger RNA, 1281 nt
Organism: Nothoprocta perdicaria
Lineage: Eukaryota; Metazoa; Chordata; Aves; Tinamiformes; Tinamidae
Gene: SEM1
Product: SEM1, 26S proteasome complex subunit
Exons: 3
Coding region: 63-275 (70 amino acids)
Biological process (GO): mRNA export from nucleus; double-strand break repair via homologous recombination; proteasome assembly
Cellular component (GO): proteasome complex; proteasome regulatory particle, lid subcomplex
Source: RefSeq, a predicted model, not a curated record